AAUAAAAAAAAAAAAGGUACAAAAGCGUCUGCCCAUUUUUCCCCUCCCACUUAGCUUUUCUUUCUUCAUACCUCUUCCCUUUCAAAUAAAACUUGCAACAGACAUGGGUCGCAAAAAGAUCAAGAUUCAACGUAUCGCUGAUGAACGUAACCGACAGGUAACUUUUUUGAAGCGCAAACACGGCUUAAUGAAGAAAGCCUAUGAGCUCAGCGUGCUGUGCGAUUGUGAAGUGGCUCUGAUCAUCUUCACAGCCAACGAUAAGCUUGUUCAAUACGGCAGCACAGACAUUGACAAGACGUUGAUGAAAUACACCGAGUAUUCAUCUGAACCUCACGAAAGCAAACGCAAUUCGGAUUCUCACGACUUUUUCUCUUUCUCAUUACAGUUCAUCGGAGCUGAGCAGAAUGUGCGAACGGAUGAUGAAGACGCUUCUGCGGAGCUGAUGGAGUCUGAUAUUGAUGGAAAACUUGAGCAGCAACCCCCACUGAAACAUCAGUAUUCACCUGCAGUAUCCGAUGCCACCAUGAUCCACCAUCAACCACCCACCCCACCGAUGUCUCAACACUCAUCACCACUUCCACACUCCACUAUGAUCAUGAAUGGUCCUUCCGCAUCUCGACAGCCUCAAUACGGCAUGACACAAUCGAUGCCACCUCCAUCGUACGAUGCGCCAUAUGUCCAAUCAGUUCAGCAAGCUUCUCAUAGGAUGCCUCCACAUAUGCAACAAUACUAUCAGAUGCCGUCACAGGCCGAAUAUUCGUCUCCGCAGUUGCCACCCCCUCUUGUUGUCCAGUCACAGCAACAACAUCAAUACACGCGAUUGCAGUAUAUACCUGACCCAUCCAUUCCAAUUGCGGAGAACAAUGGAUCCCCUAUGCCAAACGGCUUGUAUGUUGACAUGAAUGCAAAGCAUAUGAGUCCUGUCAACAGGAGCCCUUAUUUGCCAACCCUUUGAAUUACGGCACUCCAAACUCUGCCAAAUCUUUCAAUUGGCCAGCUCCGCCGCCCAUGUCAGCACAAUUA
This is a messenger RNA of Umbelopsis ramanniana AG, 1023 nucleotides long. RefSeq lists its product as uncharacterized. Bases 104 to 955 code for a protein of 283 amino acids. Gene Ontology annotation, biological process: cell differentiation; positive regulation of transcription by RNA polymerase II. Gene Ontology annotation, molecular function: RNA polymerase II cis-regulatory region sequence-specific DNA binding; protein dimerization activity; DNA-binding transcription factor activity, RNA polymerase II-specific. The record is from RefSeq and is a predicted model, not a curated record. The transcript has 6 exons. Lineage: Eukaryota; Fungi; Mucoromycota; Umbelopsidomycetes; Umbelopsidales; Umbelopsidaceae.